UCAAAAGUGUUUACGAGAUAGACGGAUCUCUUUGAUCUGUUGUUCGCAAUUUAAAAAAAACAAAACACCUUGGUAAACGUGAUGAUCGCUAUUGGAUUCGAAGGCAGUGCGAAUAAACUAGGUGUAGGAAUAAUUCGCGAUCAGGAAGUGUUAUCAAAUGUACGGCAUACGUAUGUCACUCCACCGGGAGAAGGUUUCUUGCCUCGAGAAACAGCGCAGCAUCACAGGAAGCAUAUUCUGGAGGUUUUGCAAAAAGCAUUGGAUGACGCUAAGAUCACCUUGAAGGACGCAAACGUCAUUUGUUACACCAAAGGACCGGGAAUGGGAGCGCCGCUGACAGUGGCGGCAUUAGUAGCCAGAACUGUCGCCCAGUUGUACAAUAAACCUAUAGUUGCGGUUAAUCAUUGCAUCGGUCACAUCGAGAUGGGACGUUUAAUCACCGGCAGCAAGAAUCCAACUAUCUUGUACGUUUCCGGCGGAAACACUCAGAUUAUCGCGUAUUCUCGGCAAAAGUAUCGCAUUUUUGGCGAGACAAUUGACAUAGCGGUUGGCAAUUGCCUGGACAGAUUCGCGAGGUUGUUGAAACUUUCGAACGAUCCCAGUCCUGGAUACAACAUAGAACAAUUGGCGAAGAAGGGUAAAAAAUUGGCACCGCUACCGUAUGUUGUGAAGGGAAUGGAUGUGUCUUUUUCUGGUAUUUUAAGUCACAUAGAGGAACAUUGUUCAAAGUGGCUCGAUACGAAAGCGUUCACUCCCGAGGACUUGUGUUUCUCUCUGCAAGAGACCGUGUUCGCCAUGCUCAUCGAAAUCACAGAGCGCGCGAUGGCGCACGUGGGAUCGAACGAGGUGCUGAUCGUGGGCGGCGUGGGUUGCAACGAAAGACUGCAGGAAAUGAUGAAUGUCAUGUGCGAAGAAAGAAACGCGACUCUUUACGCGACGGACGAACGAUUUUGCAUAGACAAUGGCGUUAUGAUCGCAGUCGCCGGACUGCUACAGUACAAAUGCGAGAGCGGUACCCCUUGGAUGCAAACCACUUGCGUUCAGAGAUACCGAACGGACGAUGUACAUGUUUCCUGGAGAGAAUAAAAAAGUAUUUUAUA
Messenger RNA from Pseudomyrmex gracilis, 1100 nucleotides. RefSeq names its product probable tRNA N6-adenosine threonylcarbamoyltransferase (gene Tcs3). Gene Ontology annotation, biological process: tRNA threonylcarbamoyladenosine modification. The record is from RefSeq and is a predicted model, not a curated record. Gene Ontology annotation, cellular component: cytoplasm; EKC/KEOPS complex. The transcript is spliced from 4 exons. Bases 82 to 1086 code for a protein of 334 amino acids. Lineage: Eukaryota; Metazoa; Arthropoda; Insecta; Hymenoptera; Formicidae.